This is a messenger RNA of Ochotona princeps (American pika), 4311 nucleotides long. It is a transcript of the gene CNTN2, whose product is annotated as contactin 2. Gene Ontology annotation, molecular function: protein binding. NCBI's taxonomy places the organism in Eukaryota, Metazoa, Chordata, Mammalia, Lagomorpha, Ochotonidae. The record is from RefSeq and is a predicted model, not a curated record. The transcript has 22 exons. The coding region runs from base 1 to 3123 and encodes 1040 amino acids.
AUGAAAACACCUGCCAGGAGGAAGCCCAUCUUGCUGCUGCUGGCUGCUGUGGCCCUCAUCUCCUGCCCAGCCUGGACUUCAGCCUGGGGAUCACCUGCCACCUUUGGGCCUGUCUUUGAAGAGCAGCCCCUUGGCCUGCUGUUCCCGGAGGAGUCCACAGAGGAGCAGGUGAUGCUGGCAUGCCGUGCCCGGGCCAGCCCUCCAGCCAGCUACAGGUGGAAGAUGAAUGGCACAGAGAUGAAGCUGGAGCCAGGCUCUCGUCACCAGCUGGUGGGGGGCAACCUGGUCAUCAUGAAGCCCACCAAGGCCCAGGACGCUGGCGUCUACCAGUGCCUGGCUUCCAACCCAGUGGGCACUGUUGUCAGCAGGGAGGCCGUUCUGCGCUUUGGCUUCCUACAGGAGUUCUCCAAGGAAGAGCGGGACCCUGUGAAGACACAUGAGGGCUGGGGGGUGAUGUUGCCCUGUAACCCACCUGCCCACUACCCAGGCUUGUCCUACCGCUGGCUCCUCAACGAGUUCCCCAACUUCAUCCCAACGGACGGGCGUCACUUUGUGUCACAGACCACAGGGAACCUCUACAUUGCCCGCACCAACGCCUCCGACCUGGGCAACUACUCCUGCCUAGCCACCAGCCACAUGGACUUCUCCACCAAGAGUGUCUUCAGCAAGUUUGCACAGCUGAACCUAGCGGCUGAAGAUCCCAGGCUCUUUGCACCCAGCAUUAAAGCCCGGUUCCCUGCAGAAACCUAUGCACUGGCUGGACAGCAGGUGACCCUGGAAUGCUUCGCCUUUGGCAACCCUGUCCCCAGGAUCAAAUGGCGCAAAGUGGACGGUUCCCUGUCCCCACAGUGGGCCACCGCCGAGCCCACCCUGCAGAUCCCCAGUAUCAGCUUUGAGGAUGAGGGCACCUACGAGUGUGAGGCGGAGAACUCCAAGGGCCGUGACACUGUUCAAGGGCGCAUCAUUGUGCAGGCUCAGCCUGAGUGGCUCAAGGUGAUCUCAGACACGGAGGCUGACAUUGGCUCCAACCUGCGUUGGGGCUGCGCAGCUGCCGGGAAGCCCAGGCCUACAGUGCGCUGGCUACGCAACGGGGAGCCCCUGGCUUCCCAGAAUCGGCUGGAGGUGUCAGCCGGGGACCUGCGCUUCUCCAAGCUGAGCUUAGAGGACUCUGGCAUGUACCAGUGUGUGGCAGAGAAUAAGCAUGGCACCAUCUACGCCAGCGCCGAGCUGGCCGUGCAAGCACUAGCCCCUGAUUUCCGGCAGAACCCCGUCAGACGGCUGAUCCCUGCAGCCCGGGGUGGUGAGAUCAUCAUCCCCUGUCAGCCCCGAGCUGCACCCAAGGCUGUGGUGCUGUGGAGCAAAGGCACCGAGAUGUUGGCCAAUAGCAGCAGAGUAACCGUGACUCCAGAUGGCACCCUUAUCAUCAGAAAUAUCAGCAGGUCAGAUGAGGGCAAAUACACCUGCUUUGCGGAGAAUUUCAUGGGCAAAGCCAACAGUACUGGAAUUCUGUCUGUGCGUGAUGCAACCAAGAUCACUCUAGCUCCAUCCAGUGCUGACAUCAACCUGGGGGACAAUCUGACCCUCCAGUGCCACGCCUCCCAUGACCCCACCAUGGACCUCACGUUCAUCUGGACCCUGGACGACUUCCCCAUCAACUUCGAUAAACCUGGUGGUCACUACCGGAGGGCCAGCGUGAAGGAAACCGUCGGGGAUCUGACCAUCCUGAAUGCCCAGCUGCGCCACGGCGGGAAGUACACAUGCAUGGCCCAGACGGUGGUGGACAGUGCAUCCAAGGAGGCCACGGUCCUGGUCCGAGGUCCGCCAGGUCCCCCAGGGGGCGUGGUGGUGAGGGACAUCACCGACACCACCGUCCAGCUCAGCUGGAGCCGUGGCUUUGACAACCACAGUCCCAUCGCCAAGUAUACCCUCCAGGCGCGCACUCCGCCCGCAGGAAAGUGGAAGCAGGUUCGGACCAAUCCUGCAAACAUCGAGGGCAAUGCUGAGACCGCCCAGGUGCUAGGCCUCACCCCGUGGAUGGACUAUGAGUUCCGGGUCUUAGCCAGCAAUAUCCUGGGCACCGGAAAGCCCAGUGGGCCCUCCAGCAGAAUCCGGACCAAGGAAGCAGCCCCCUCGGUGGCACCCUCGGGACUCAGCGGAGGUGGCGGAGCCCCCGGGGAGCUCAUCAUCAGCUGGACGCCCAUGUCACGGGAGUACCAGAACGGAGACGGCUUCGGCUACCUGCUGUCCUUCCGCAGGCAGGGCAGCACCAGCUGGCAGACCGCCCGGGUGUCUGGCGCCGACGCCCAGUACUUUGUCUACAGCAAUGACAGCAUCCAGCCCUACACGCCCUUUGAGGUCAAGAUCCGCAGCUACAACCAUCGCGGGGACGGCCCCGAGAGCCUCAUGGCACUCGUGUACUCAGCGGAGGAAGAGCCCAAGGUGGUGCCUACCAAAGUCUGGGCCAAGGGAGUCUCGUCUUCAGAGAUGAACGUGACCUGGGAACCUGUGCAGCAAGACGUGAAUGGUAUCCUGCAAGGGUAUGAGAUCCGAUAUUGGAAAGCUGGGGACAAAGAAGCAGCUGCUGACCGAGUGAGGACUGCAGGACUGGAUACUAGUGCUCUUGUCACUGGCCUGCACCCCAACACCAAGUACCAUGUGACCGUGCGGGCCUAUAACCGGGCUGGCACCGGCCCUGCCAGCCCUUCUGCCAAUGCCACUACCAUGAAACCUCCUCCACAGCGCCCUCCUGGAAACAUCUCCUGGACUUUCUCGAGCUCCAGUCUGAGCAUUAAGUGGGACCCUGUGAUACCCCUCCGAAACGAGUCUGCAGUCACUGGCUACAAGAUGCUGUACCAGAAUGACUUGCACCCGACGCCCACACUCCAUCUCACUGUCAAGAACUGGAUAGAAAUCCCACUGCCUGAGGACAUCGGUCAUGCCCUGGUGCAGAUUCGGACCACGGGGCCAGGAGGGGAUGGCAUCCCAGCAGAAGUCCACAUCGUGAGGAAUGGAGGCACGAGCAUGAUGGUGGAGAACUCGGCUGUGCAUCCAGCCCCGCACCCCGGCACCCUUCUCUCCCGCUCUGUGGUGAUGCUGAUGCUCUUAGGCUGCCUGGAACUUUGACCUCAGUGCCCACCUUCUGCGCUGGAGCUGGGCGCCCACCUCCAACAGACUCAGCCGCUGGCCCAGGUUCUUUCCCCAGUGCCAAGCGGGCCCAACACUGUGCCCAAGAGCUGUUGGCUUUCAAUCCCUACUUCAAACAGUGCCCUUUUGUAGGAGGUGGGAUAGCUCAUAUUCUGCCACAGGCCAGAACCCAUGUGGAUUGUUUUCUUUAAGUCACAAGGCACCGGGCAGUGACUUCAAGAUGAUACUGAAUCCCAUGCCUGGGUCCUGGAGGUGACCUGACUGGCAAACAGGCCUAUGGGAAGAAUGGGGCUUAACAGGCUUCUUUGGAGUCACAGAGCUGGCACCCCAAGACCCCGUCUGGAUCCUGCCACCUGAGGGCAGAGUUCCAUGCCUGGCACAACACUGGGAUCCUGGGGGCUAAAAUGGGACAAGGUGUAAGUGGCAGCAGCUGGCCCCAGGCUCUCCCCUGCAGCCUCUUCUAGGGGAGUGCACAGCUGGGCCUUCCACUGUCUUCUGUGAUUCACUGGAGUCUCCUACCUAUGUGGGCAGUGGGGGAACUGGUGCCUGAUGGCUGGAGCUAGGGCUUGCACCCUUCAGUAUCACAGGUAGGAGCUGAAAAGGGUCGAGAGGCUGAGACACCCCAUGGAAAGAGGCACCUGCCUUGCCUGCAGGCAGGGUUACAGUCCAGGUGAUGCUGCUCUCCCAGCCAACACUGCCAAUCCGCCCAUGACCCCCAGAGUGACAGAGCCACUUCUGGGGACUAAAGGGCUUAUCCUGGGGAAACCCCCACCAAGACCUACCCUGCACAGCCCCUGCAGGGUCUGGCCAGGAGACAGGGGCCUUCCAGGCACCUUCCAACCUUUGCUUCCAGCUCUGCAGGCAGACCUGGGCUUCUCCCACCUGCAGGCCCUGCCCUCCCAGCAUGGACGCAUGCCUGCAGAGUAAUGCAGCAUUAGCUCUGUGUUCUGGAGCUGGAGGCAAGGGCUCAGGGUGGCUCUGCUUGUACCCAGGAAUGGCCCGGAUCACCUAGCAAGACCUGCUCCCCACACUGCUUGGCCUGCUCUUUCACAUUUCUCUGGAAGAACAAGGGGUUAAUAAAUGGGAACUCCUACACUGAGCUCUGGAUACAUAGCCAGUCACAAACAUCAGUGCUAGAAGAGGUUUGAGAGCUCAAUUGCAGAAGCC